Microtus oregoni (creeping vole) is the source of this 6272-nucleotide messenger RNA. It is a transcript of the gene Mylk4, whose product is annotated as myosin light chain kinase family member 4. Gene Ontology annotation, cellular component: nucleus; cytoplasm. The record is from RefSeq and is a predicted model, not a curated record. Lineage: Eukaryota; Metazoa; Chordata; Mammalia; Rodentia; Cricetidae. The transcript has 14 exons. Gene Ontology annotation, molecular function: ATP binding; protein serine/threonine kinase activity. Gene Ontology annotation, biological process: positive regulation of apoptotic process; protein phosphorylation; intracellular signal transduction. The coding region runs from base 141 to 2129 and encodes 662 amino acids.
UCAGUCCCUGCACCUGUCUCUGGUCUGUCACACAAAGCUGUCGUGUGUUUCCUUUUAAAGAAGCAGAGUAUUAGUCGGCCGUGUAACCAGAGACGUCCAGUGUGGGACUGCACACAAAAAAAAUCCCACUGCCGUUCCCAAUGCCCACUCCUCAGAGUAGAGCAGGGAGCACAGGGAACUUAGAAAGUGGUCCUGCUAGACCAGGGCCGGGAAGGCACCUACAAGGCCAGGGACGUUCCAGCUGCUCCCAGAGAAUGGACGCCGCACGUCAAAGAAACGACUUCUGGAUUGUAGGUAGUGUGUGCCUUCUGUCGUCUUCAGUCUUCUGGCGCCUGUUUCGGUCAGUGGUGACAUGGGGAAGCCCCAAGCAGGCUCCUGCGCUCGAGGAUGCACAGGCUGAGGAAAACGUGUGGUCCAACCCUACAUUGAAUGAAAGGACAAUUGUUGCCGGUGGAAAGUCAUCAGCCCUCACAGAGAAACCUGACCAGAAAAACCUAGUCUCCUCCGAGAAGGAAAAGGUUACCAAACUCAACAAGAAAAAUGCUGAGAAGAACAACUCCUCUGAGGUUCAGAGGAGCUAUGUCAUAUGUCAUCAGGAAAGACAAGACAAGGCAGAUUUUGUUCCAAGGGAUCCCCUGGAACUAAGAGAGAAUGCAGAUGGAAAAGAUGGUCCAUGCAUAGAAAGUCUGGAGAGACAAGAAAGCAGCACCUUGGGGGAUAACCAAGACACUGAGGAUAAAAAUGGAUGUCCGUUUCUCAAAGGAGGGAAACGUGGGCUUCCUUCUAAGGAAGAGAGCAGAGGAACAGAAGCUGAGAACGCAGUUUCAACAGCGGCAAGUGAAACGGUGCUGGACAAACGUUCACCUGGAAAUCAGCACGUAGACAGGAUGAACGGUGACCCAUCCAAUGAAAGGUGCAUCAAUAAUAUAAAGGCCAUUUCUACACCAGGAAUCCUGGGAAAUUCGGCAUCAGGAUCCACUUUCCAGAAUGCUGAACAGGCAGAGUCUGCUGGCAGCAGUAAGCGCAGAGUGGCAGAGGAGUGUUUCCUAAGUGAGGACAACAAAAAGAGCAGAAUAGAUGACGUGAGAGUGGGGGAAGAGCCCACGGUCAGGACAGAGGAAGCCAGACAAACCUGGAGCCCGGAUGACAGACCCCAGGAGGGAAUGAGCAUCCAUCCAAGAGAGCAAGCCCCAGCGGUCCCACUAGAUGAUGUCCCCGCUCCUGCAGCCCCAUUUGAUCACCGGAUCGUAAUGGCCAAACACGCUGCCGUGGACAAUCUGUAUGCCGUGAGCAAGUCUGAGAUCCUAGGAGGGGGGCGCUUUGGCCAGGUUCACAAGUGUGAAGAGAAAGCAACGGGCCUGAAGCUGGCUGCUAAAAUCAUUAAGAUCAGAAGUGCAAAGGAGAAGGAGGAUGUGAAGAAUGAGAUUAGCAUCAUGAACCAGCUGGACCACGUGAACCUCAUUCAGCUCUAUGAUGCCUUUGAGUCCAAGCAGGACAUCAUCCUCGUCAUGGAGUAUGUGGAGGGUGGGGAGCUGUUUGAUCGCAUCAUUGAUGAAAACUGCAACUUGACAGAGCUGGACACCAUCCUGUUCAUGAAGCAGAUCUGUGAGGGGAUAAGGUACAUGCACCAGAUGUACAUCCUCCACUUGGAUCUCAAGCCUGAGAACAUCCUGUGUGUGAACCGGGAUGCUAAGCAAAUAAAAAUUAUUGAUUUUGGAUUGGCCAGAAGAUACAAACCCAGAGAGAAACUGAAGGUGAACUUUGGAACCCCAGAAUUCCUUGCCCCUGAAGUUGUGAACUAUGAUUUUGUUUCCUUUCCUACGGAUAUGUGGAGUGUGGGUGUUAUCACGUACAUGCUACUCAGUGGCUUGUCCCCGUUUUUGGGAGAUAAUGAUGCAGAGACGCUGACCAACAUCCUGGCAUGCAGGUGGGAUUUAGAGGAUGAAGAAUUUCAGGACAUCUCAGAGGAGGCCAAGGAGUUCAUCUCUAAGCUCCUCAUUAAGGAGAAGAGCUGGAGAAUAAGUGCCAGCGAAGCUCUCAAACAUCCUUGGCUGUCCGACCACAGACUCCACUCCAGACUGGCCCAGAAGAACUCUAACUCUGGUGCACAGAACCUCACGACCAAGUAACUUGAGGAGUGAGCCUAUUCUGAAGGAAAACUGCUGUGGUUGCUGCUGCUUUGAGAAGGCUUCUGGAAAAAUCAGCAGUUCUGGUGCCUUGACCCCUGUGAUGACUGGCAGCCAUAGCACGGGCAGCCUUGAACUUGAACUUGGAGAGGCUUUGCUGUGCUCAGUGGGUGACCCAGGUGGCUCCUAGGGGCUCAGGCAGAUGCCCACACCCCACUUAGUGCGCAGAGGGGAAGAUGUUGCUCUGCCUCCUUGACUUUUUGUGUUUCGAUGUUUGUUUGUAGUUUUGGAUGCUAGUGCCGCAGCAGGCACGCUAUGCCGUUUCUCGGGCUACCAGAGCAGAGCCUGAAAUGCAUAUCUGUAGGAUACAUUUGGAGAGAGAAAAUGGCUUCCGGUUGUUGCACUGUGCUUCUCAAGGGGGCAGUAUCACCAGAAAACAUCUAAGGUUUGGGCACUUUGAUUUGCAUUUCUUUGUGAUCUGAAAUGGGAUGAAUUCAAUGGAGAAUUUACUUGCUGGAACAUAAGACCUCUAAGGCAAGAGACUUCACACAGGGCACCUUCUGUGUAUUUUGAACUCUCUCCCAAGUGCAACAGUUUCUACCCAGUGGCUGGUUCCAUAUUCAGAUUCAUACCAUACUUUUCCACAGAGUGCCCUUUGCUCUGGUCUAACGGGCAAGUUCAUUCCCAUUAAACAUGGUGGUUUGGGGACAUGAUGCAAAGGGUCUAUUUGUGGUUAGUCCUUAAAAUGAUGACCUUCAAAAGACAGUCACGAGAACUUCCUUCAAGCCCUAGAUGUCACCAGUAGGAGAUGGAUCUGUGCACCCUGGGGAAGGACAAUGCUCAGAUUGCAGUGUUGGUGGCUAGAAAGUGGCUCUCCAGCUUCUGGGUAAACUGAAUUUAGAAGACCAAUAAUCAUAGUUAUGCAAAUUCACAGCUUUGAAAUUCUCACAAGAGUCAACAGUUGUAGGGUGAUAAAUAAGGAAAACUGAUUUCUGGUUGCAAACUGUUGUUGUUGCUCUUUAUUUUGAAACAGGGUCUCAUUUUGUAGCCUUGGCUGGUUUGCAACUUGCUAUGUGGACCAGGCUGGCUUCAAACUCAUAGAUACCUACUUGUACCUGCUGCAGAGUUGUGGGAUGCAAGCUUCUUAUUUCCUAGCACAUGGGCUAUUUUCUGUCAGAUGUUUAAUAAGGAACAUGAGCACUACUGCAGGUGACAUUUAAGGGACAGAAAGCUUUAGGGCUACAGAAAGCAAAAUGUGCAACAUUUCUGUACGAAGACAGAACUUUACAAAGCUAUCUGAAAAUCCACUGCAAAUUUAGACAAAUGGCUGUUGUGUUUAGCUCAGCAAAAUAAUGCCCCCAUUUUUAGUUAUAAAGCGAUGUCACAAUCACUAUUGGCAAGAAUAUCCUAGUGGCCCUGUCAUUGAGGGCCAACUUAAAGCCCACGGCUAAUCAUCAACCCUUGCAGUCAUAAGCAUGCACACCAAUAACUAAUGCUUCCUCGUAGUAAUUUCUUUCCCAACUCUGAAGGGAAAGUAGGUGUCAAUUAGUGAAGUCCAGUGCCCAUUUUGUUGUUGUGGCAGUUGUAAAAAUUUCCUUCUUUUGGCCAGUGUUCUCAUGCUGUGACACACGUCUUUCUUCCUUUGAACCAUGCAUUCAUGGUUUCUCAUAUCCCUAUUAAACAUAAAAUCAAUCAAUCUUUCUUUCUUUUUCCUUCCUUCCUUCCUUCCUUCCUUCCUUCCCUUCUCCCUUCCUUCCCUCCUCCUCCUUCUUCUUCUUUUUCCUCCUUCUCCUCCUCCUCUUUCUCUUCUUCUUCAAAAAGAACACACACCCCCACCACCCCCACCACACAAACACAGGAGCAGGAACAAAUAAGUAGAGUUCUGACUUCAAUAUUCUAUUACUGUGCUAUGCUUAGCUGAUACUAUUCACUGAGUAUGGAAAAAAACACAAGCCAGUGCAUGCAUUAAUGUUCCUUGACCACAGCAGGUUGGCAUUCACUCAAAUGCUAAAUGGGGCGCAAGGGUCUAGUUGGAAACCCUGCAUGGAAGGGCAUUUUCAGCUGUAAGCAUGGACUCUCCCUCAGCUCGGGGCAUAGAUCUUCUGAGAGACAUCAGCUUUCGUUCUAACACAUGUUGGCAGACACUUGGGCCUGCCACAUGUGGAAGGGACAGCUUAGGUCACCUACAGGCAUGAUUUGUUGACCACCUGAAUCUACAUGAUGACCCCACAAUUAGUGGGUAUGAUUUCUUUAGUUUUUGUUUUCCAAGGCUUAGAAAGGAGGCUGCUGGGAGUGGCUCUUCCAACGUGCAGUUAAGCUUGCGCAUUUCGGUAAGAAGGUGGGUAGCCCCAUGCCAGCGGCAGCAUUUUAUAGCCCAGACUGAGUUACAGAGGUGCAGGAGCUGACCAGUCUGUCUUCGCCUGUCCCCUCCAUCCACACCCACGCGGCUGCUUCAGUAUAACUUGCUAGAUGUCAGCCGUGGUGGGAAAGGGGCUUCGCAAAGCCAGGGAAUCAAGCCAGACACCAGUGUGGACUUGGAAGUGGAGCCUGUCUGUUCUGGGGCUCUUGUCAUCAACUUUUCCAAGGGGUCAUAGGAUUUUGAGGGACUGCCUGCACUCCACCCUCUUCACGAACAGGAGGGCUCCGCUCACCUCCCUCUGAUGCCUGGAGAAAUUGUUUUCUUGAGCAUCACAAGGCAGCAAUGGGCACUUCCUGCUGCUCAGAGAGAAAUAGCCUGCAAAUAACUUUGACAUGUUCAGAUUUCGGGAGACACUAACCCUUACCCAGAUAUUUAAGAACAAGAAAGAAGGGGCAUAUGUUUUCAUUCGCUUCACAAAAAUACUUUGGAAGAAAUUUCUCUGACAUAGCUUAGGGCAAAGCUUUAUAGGUUAAAUUAGGUAACAUGUAUGUAUUAAGACCCAUUAGCUUACUUUUGCUGGCUUUUUGUCCAACUGAUAUUAAUUUAUUUUGUUUCUUUGAGAAUGUAAAUAGGCAUGUCUAGUUUGAUGUCUUGAAGAACAUGUGUGUGCUUAUGGAAAUUAACAUAGUCAAUUUUCUUCUUGUUUUGGAACAGAAAUAUGGAUUUUAUACUAAGGAAAUGAAAACUACACUCUUAAUUCAUUCCUUCUCCUCCCCCUGCAUCCCUACUGCUCCCCUUUACUCCCUUGCCUGGGCAGUGGGGUGCCAAUGUACAUACAUGUGCUUGUUUAGCUUGGGCUGUGGGCCAGCUCAUUUGGAAAAUUUAUUUAUGAAAGUAUAAGCGGGGGGGGGGGGGGCAGCGGGGGCCUGUGGGCUGCAGUGGUUAGGCUCGGCUCUGCCAUCCCUGUGGGCCUCACUGGCUGGAGCUCAUUGUCCAGUGUCUCCAGAACUCAGACACUGUGCUUGCUUUUUAAAUUUUUUCUUCGCUUGUUUCUUUUUCUUGAGUUAGAAUGAAGUCUGUCUUCUUCAUUAUGAUAUUCCUCUAAGAGCCAGCCAGGCUAUCUGCAGGCCUGACUCCUCCCUCCUUCUUUCCUUCCCUCCCUCCCAUCCUUCUGUCCUUCCUUCUUUCUUUCAUGAUAGAAAUGGACCCCAGGACCUUGUGCCUGCUACACACAUUCUGUACCACUAAACUGCACUUCAACUCCCCCGUGACUUUUUGAGAUGAAAAUUUAUUUUCCAAAUGGCAAAGUGCCUUCAGUGCCACAGGAAAGUAGAUAGUGACACAUUCGAUGCUGGCUUUCGGGUUCGGAGUGUGUCCUUGUGCGGCUUCUCUCCAAUCAGAAGUCCCCCACAUGUCAUCUCACCCCAUUUUGGUGAGGUUUUUAUAAGUGAUCUUUCUAUAUGGAUAGUCUCACCUUCCAUGAAGACAUAUAAAGAAUGUGACCACCCAUUCAAAAGAGCAGCAGACAUCUAACCCUGAGUGGAGAAGCUGGACAUAUGUGCAUUUUGCUGUCGCCUUAGCUCGCAGAUGUCCGUGUGUCCUGAAGAGGUUCAUUCAUGCAGAUCAGAACUGGAGUGGAUUGUGUGAUGACUUCGUAUGUCAUGUAUAUUUUUUAAUUCUGAAUGUAGUGUGAACAUUUGGCUGUAUUUCUUUGCCUUAUGACGGUGUAUUGUUAGUCAUGUAUAUGUAUUAUUUUGAAGAACAACAUGGAUCUUAUUUAUCUUUGU